Molecule: messenger RNA, 4065 nt
Organism: Parasteatoda tepidariorum (common house spider)
Lineage: Eukaryota; Metazoa; Arthropoda; Arachnida; Araneae; Theridiidae
Biological process (GO): regulation of transcription by RNA polymerase II
Source: RefSeq, a predicted model, not a curated record
UUUUGAGUUCAGCAUCUGGCAUUCAGCUCGAUCACUAAGUUGUAUUCAUUGCUAGAAAGUACUAUAUCGUAGUUUCUGUAUCCAGUGUUAAUGGAAAAAGAAUAAAUUUCUUCUUAGAUUUUUAUUUAAAAAGCUUAGCUUUUGAAGUUCUAAUCAAUUUUUAUUUAAUUACCAAUGUAAAAUUUGAAAACUGUUGUCAAAGAACAAUUUCUCAUCAUGUCCGCCGACAAGUUGUAUCCAUAUGGUUUGCCUUUGGGACAUCGGAAUUUAAGUCUUCCUAGUGAAUAUGAUUAUCAUCAGGCUAUGGUUCAACAUGCCGUAUCGUGUGGUAAUAACUCCUUACAUUCUCAAAUUCCUAUGAUGUCAACUGGAUUAAAUCUGUCCAUGAAUUCUGGUUCCAUGCAAUCAACUUCUGGUAAUACGCACCAUUUAUCUCAAGUAGGAGCUGUAAAUGGUGGAGGUAAAAUAAAGAAAAAGCUAAAAGUAAAUAAAGAUGGAGUACCAGCUCCUAAACGAGCAACGACUGCUUACAUCAAUUUUACUCAGUGGUAUAGAGAAGAACAGAAAAGGAAUGGAAGACAAAUUCCUAAGAUUGGAGAAUUUGGAAAAGAGUGUGCUGAUAAAUGGAAUGGUAUGACAGGUGAUGAAAAACAGCCAUUUCUUGAAGUUGCUGCACGUGACAGAGAACGUUACAGAAAAGAGAUGGCGAUAUUUAAACCUGCCAGAGAUGCUAACAAACCAAAACGACCUGGUACAGCUUUCAUGCUGUUUAUGGGAGAUUUAAGAAAAGAAAUGGCUGGAAAAGAGCCUGAAGGUGGUGUUGCAGCUUUAGCAAAGCUUGGUGGUGAACGCUGGAGAGGUAUGACAGAUGAAGAUAAACGCAAAUAUAUUGAAAAACAAGGAGAAGAAAAAAUUCGUUAUGAAGCAAACAUGGAAGAAUACAGAAAAAAGCAAAGCUCAACAAAUUUACCUCCUAUAAGACCUCAGCUGGAAGAACCUGUUAAUGAUAAUUCAAAUAGUUUGGAGCUUCCAACUGUUCCAUCUCAACUACCUCAAUUGUCACAGGCUUCAGCUGAUUCCAAUUCUUCUGCUUCUUCUCCAGAGACUACUCACUCAAACAGUGCUUCCCCACCUCCACCUACUCUUAGUCCAGAGCCUGAGAACAGCUCAAUGGCUGCUCUUACUCAGUUCACAAAUCCAAUGUCUUUGUCACAAGCCAUGGCUAUGGGAUAUGCACAGCAUACACUUUCUAAUUUUGCUCUUCUUCAUAAUCCUACUACAUUUUCGUCUUCAUCAUCAUCCAAUUACCUUACUCAAACAAGCCCUACUUACAACCAGGCAUCCAUGCAAGCUCCAUUUAAUUGGAACUAAACUCAUCUCAUCCCAUGCUUUUUAAAAGUAGCUUUGAUUGGUCUUUUUUUUUUCAGAAACAUUGCUAUAAUGUUAUGAUCUUCUCUUACUUUCAAUGAAAGUUUUCUUAUUUCCCCCUUGGUAUCAAAUGCUUGUGAAGCAUAUUAUGUGAAUUUUUAAAUGUGCUGUUACAUUGUUUUAAUAUUUUUUUAGAAAUGACAAUAUUUGCUGUGAGUUUUAUAUAGUGCUCGAUUUGUAAGAAUCAAAUGAUCCAUUACAUAUCGGAAAUUUGAAAAUAUUUUAUCUCACAUGAAAGGGAAAGUUUCCCUUUAAGACUUAUACAACUAGUUUUUUCAUCUUAAUAGUUUAAAACUAGAAUUUAAUUUUCGUAACAGAUUAUUUUUUUAUUAUUAAAUUUUGGUUCUGGUAUGCCUCUCCCAUAAUUGGGCUUUGUAUAUACAUUAUGUAGAAUUUUAAGUGUAUCUUUUGCUAUUUCAAAGCAUUUAUUUAAAUAUUAAUUUUUUUUAUGUAAGAAACUUAAUAUAUAUAUUGGUCUAAGCAUGUAAGAAAAUUUAGAUUGAAAUAUUUUAUUUCUCUGAUUUGAGUUUUGAGAAACUCUUAUAGCCCUCUCAUGUUUUAUUUGAUUUUGUAUUAUUUUUUAUAUAGUGAUUAAUUAGAUAAUACGAUUCCAUAAGCAUAUUUUAAUAAAUUUGAGCUGAAAAAUUUGUCAAAAAGUAUUUAGAAAUUGAAGAUUUAAAAAUCUGCAUGUCAUAUUCUAAUGUUAACCUAAACUGUGUUAUGAAAAGCACCUUUGCAUAUUGUAUGUGAAAAAAAUUUUCUUGAUGAAAAAAGUGUAUUUGUGGAAAUUUUGAAAAGCAAAAGAGCUAAAUUGAUCCCUUUAUGAAAACAAAUUUUUAAUGUUGGAGAAUUCAUAUUUGAAUUUGCAAUAAUAAUUCUUCAAUCAUUCAUUUUAAGAAGAAAAAUAAACUUAAGGAUAAGAAAAGUCAACUUUACUUUGCAUUUUCGAAAAUAUUCUUUUCUACCAAUAGUUCCAAAAACAUUAAAAACUGUAAAAACUGUUUCCUCUUCAAACUGAUGAUUUCAAAGUAAUUUUUACAAUUCUGGCAACAUAAAAGAAAGAACUUAGUCUGCUAAUUUUAGAAAACUUGUUCCAAAUAUUAAUUCAAUAGGAAUUUAUUGUUCCUAAUAUCAAUUCAAUGUGAGGAUUAAUUUAUUCUAGCCUUAUAUGUUGUUUGCUUAGAAGCUUAUUAUUUCUAGGAGUUUUAAGUUCGUUUAACAUUCUUAAAAUCAUAAGCAUUAAAAUAACAUUAGACUGGUCUAAUUUUUAUCAGUUUCCAUUAAUUAAAGUGAUUUUUAAUGAUUUUCUUUUUAUUGAAAAGCAUUGAACUUAGUGAAAAACUUAGCUAUCACUUGAUCUUUAAAUGGAUAAAAAGAUUUUUCCUAUUUGAUUACAUAAAUGAUUGCAAUUUUCAUGCAACUUAGAACUUUGUUCUAAUAAAUUUAGGACUCUCCAUCAUUACUUUUAUAAAAAAUACUCCAAAAUUAAUAUUUAGCUAUCUCGAUGAAUUGAGUCAUCAAGUUAAGUUUCUUUAACAUUUAGAAAUUUUCGUUUUUUAAAUUAUUCAUUUUAAUCUGAUCUGAUAAGCAUCUAGUAUGGAUACCAUGUGAUUAAACUCAAUUAAUACAUCACAUAUAAUUUUGUUCAUUUCAUUUUCAAAAUUAUAAUUUUGAAAUAAAAUUCAAUUUUUAAAAAAAAAAUUCAUUUAUAUUUUAUUAACAAAAGCUAUUUUAAUAUUAUUAUGUUUUGUUUUCGUUCCAUACUUAUAAGAAUUUUAUCAAUUUAUCUUAUAUUCAAUCAAUUUGAAUUAACCACUUCACUAUUAUGUCAGGUUUUUCAUAUGUGUUAAGUCUCUGAUGUUUUUAAACAUAAUAUUUAUACAUAUUUUAAUAAUUUUAUUAUUUUAAUUUGUCGCAUUUUUGUAUUGUGUAUUCUAAUUAAUGUCCUACAUUUUUAGAAGUAUUGCUUUCUAAUAAUUUUUUAGACGUUCACCCUUGUUCCUGUUGUAGCUUGUAUGAAUGCUUUGUCUGCAUGAUUGUAUGACUGAUUGGUAUACUGUCUACUCAGUAUGAUCAGUAUACACAAUAUGAAUGUGUGUGCAGUUCAUUACCAUUGAUGCUAAGGCCCAUUCAUGAAAGCAGUAGUAAUUUUUUUAGUUGGCAAUUUUAUUUGAUACACACAGGAGAAAAAAAUUUAACAUUGGAAGCACUUUAUCAAAAUUAACAAUUUACAUAGCAAAAAAAAAGAUGAGAAAGCAGUCAUAGCUCCCAAAUUUUGUUAUGUAGACAGCUAGCUAUUGAUAUAUAUGCAAUCACUUCAAUCAUAAAAUCUAUUUUAAUGUUAAGUGUUCCUCCUACGUAUUUUUGUAAUAUUUUGGGAGGUUGAAAUUAUUGACAAUAAUUUUUAUUCCAUAUAUUUCUGAAUUGUUCAAUGUCAAACUGUAAGCUGUUGUGAAAAAGUCUUUCAAGUUUCAAUAGAAACGUCUAUUUCUUAGAUUUUCAAUUGUGUUUCAAAUAUGCACUCUACUGCAGUAAGGAGAAACCUUGUAACUAUUUCCAUGUAAAAAUGAAGAUCAGUGUUUAAAAAGUAUUAAUUUUUUUGUUGGACGAUUUUUAAAAUAAAAACUCCUAAAAUUA